Messenger RNA from Acytostelium subglobosum LB1, 567 nucleotides. RefSeq lists its product as hypothetical. The coding region runs from base 1 to 567 and encodes 188 amino acids. Gene Ontology annotation, molecular function: metal ion binding; mRNA binding. NCBI's taxonomy places the organism in Eukaryota, Evosea, Eumycetozoa, Acytosteliales, Acytosteliaceae. The transcript has 6 exons. The record is from RefSeq and is a predicted model, not a curated record.
AUGAGUGGCUCUUGUAAGAAUGGCGAUUCUUGUCCGUUUAAACAUUCAACAACAGUCAUUGAGGAUAGUUCAAAGAAACGCACUAAAGAUAAGUUUAAAUCAGAGAUGUGCAAGAAUCAAUUGGAGUUUGGUGUUUGUUUCUAUGGUCGUAAAUGCACUUAUAGGCACUCAACUAUAGAAGAUGAUGACGAUGACUUUGAAGUAGAGGAUGAGAUUGAAUAUGGAAUGGUUGUUGGAGAUGAUGAUGAAGAAGAUGAACUGGUUGGGGAUGAUUCUAAUGAUGAGGAUAAUAACAGUGGCGACGAUGAUUCAAAACAGAAACCUACAUACCGACCCUAUACCAAGCCCUGCUUCGAUUGGUUGAAAGGACAAGCCUGUCAACGUGGAGAUACAUGUACAUAUUUGCAUUGUCACCCGAAUGAUAAGGCUAAAAUACUUGAACUCCAGAAGAAGGCAGAGUCCGAAAUGAAGGCUAAGCUUUUCCGUACAAAGGAGUGCGACUGUUUCUGCUGCUCCUGCUUCUUCUACAACAACUGCAGCAGCAGCAGCCGUUGCACCCAAGGUUAA